This is a messenger RNA of Cordyceps militaris CM01, 2463 nucleotides long. Its product is annotated as oligopeptide transporter. The record is from RefSeq and is a predicted model, not a curated record. The transcript has 10 exons. Gene Ontology annotation, molecular function: oligopeptide transmembrane transporter activity. NCBI's taxonomy places the organism in Eukaryota, Fungi, Ascomycota, Sordariomycetes, Hypocreales, Cordycipitaceae. Gene Ontology annotation, cellular component: fungal-type vacuole membrane. Bases 1 to 2463 code for a protein of 820 amino acids.
AUGUCUUCCAGAGAGAGCACCAGCACCGACAGCGACGAGACCCGCGUCGAGGCCCCCGCCACCGUCCACACUCCAGACCCGUCAUCUUUGCUCGAUACAUUUUUGCCUUUUCCCGAUAUACCGGCCUCUUCCGGCCAUAUUCUUACUCUGCGAGCCUCUGUCGUGGGAAUCCUCUGCGGCGUCCUCGUCAAUGCCUCCAACAUUUACAUUGGUCUCCGCGCCGGCUGGACCACCUCGGCCAAUGUCCUCGGCGCCAUUGUCAGCUUCGCCGUGUUGAAGCGCUCGUCCUCGUCGUUUGGCCCGCACGAGAACAACAUCGCGCAGACCAUGGCGACGGCGUCAGGCGGCAUGUCCAACGUCUUUAUUUCAGGCAUCCCUGCCCUCUACCAGCUCAAUCUGCUGACAACGCCCGCCCGCGACUUUGUCCGUCUGGUUAUUCUCACCACCAUUGGCGGGUACUUUGGGCUUCUCUCCAUCGUUCCUUUACGCACGUUCUUCAUGGAAAAAGCGGCCAGAGACUUGAACCUCGUCUUCCCUUCUUCGUUUGCCACGGCGGCCACGAUUCGCAGCAUGCAUUCGGCCGCGGGCGGGGCGGCGCUGGCGAGGGACAAGAUGAAGUGGACGGUGGUUGCUUUUCUGGCCGCCAUGGUGCUGCGCGUGGCUUCCCUGUUCCUGCCCAAUGUGCUUUGGAACUGGCAUGUAUUCACCUGGAUCGCCAAGGCACGCAUCGCCCAGACAGUGACCCGAUUCGCCGUCGCCGCAGAGAGCUGGGGCUGGGUGUUGGAAUGGUCGCCCGCCAUGAUUGGCUCCGGGUUUCUCGUCGACUUUGGCGUCGCCUGCUCCUUUUUUGCCGGUGCCGUCUGUGCCUGGGGCCUGCUGGGACCGUACCUCGUCGCCGUCAACUUGGCCUUUGGCGAGCCGAACAACAGCACAGAAGCAGCAGCACUGCCGGGCCUGGUCUCGUAUACGGCCAUGUCGGAUCCGUUCUCGAGCGCCGAGUAUCCGAGCCCUCGGUACUGGCUGCUGUGGCCCGGCGUGGCGUGUACUCUCGCCGUGGCCUUUUUAGAGCUGCUGUGUCAGUCGAGUAAGAUUUGGUCGCUCGUCUCGGCCGCAAUCACGGGUUGGCUGCCGCCGCUCCUCCGACGCAGCACAGAUGCCAUCGAGUAUACCGUGGUCGAGCAGGAGCCAGAUCAGCUCGACGAGAAGCCAGUGGCGGCGAGAAACGACAUUGAGCUGUGGAUGUGGCUUCCGGGUCUCCUCGUCGUCAUCGUCGCGGCACUGUUGAUUUUGCGUCUCCAGUUCAGCAUGCCGCUCCUCGAGGCGGCCCUGGCCUUGGUCCUGGCUCUGUCCAUGUCCCUGAUCGCCAUACAAGCUACGGGUGCUACUGAUACGACUCCCAUCAACGCAAUCUCCAAGGUCUCGCAGAUUGCUCUCGGCACCAUAUCACGGGCGUCGGGGGCGUCGGUCGAGGCGGCACAACGACUGAACCUGGUGGGUGCCAGUCUGACCAACAUUGGCGCCUGUCAAGGCUGCGCGACAGAUUUAAUGGGCGACUUUCGCGUCGGUUUCUUGCUUGGCACGCCGGCCCAUCUCCAGUACGCGGCGCAGCUCAUCGGCACGCUCGUUGCCUCCCUCGUAGCGCCAGCUAUCUUCCUCCUCUUCGCCACGGCCUAUCCGUGCAUCCUCGCCGGCGACGCCAGCACAUGCGACUUUCCCGCGCCCACGGUGGCGGCGUGGCGGGCCGUUGCCGUCGUGGCCAGCGACCCUAAUCCCUCGAUCCCGCCCUCGAGCGUGUACUUUUCCGUCCUCGUGGCCGCGAUUGCCAGCGGCCUGGUCAUUGCAAAGCAUCUGGUGUGCCGCGCGGGCUAUGCGUGGACCAAGCCGUACUGGCCCAACAUGAUGAUCUUUGGGCUGGCAUUUACGCUCCCGAACCCGCAGACGGCUACCACCAUGAUGGUUGGUGCCGUGGUGGCGGCUGUGUGGCGGAUCAAGAGUGUCAAGAGGUUUGAAAUGUAUGCGUUUGGAGUGGCGGCUGGAUUUGUGGCUGGUGAGGGUAUUGGCGGCGUCAUUGGUACCCGAUCACUCAUGAAAUGCCAUGACAGCACCAACCGGAACUCCCAGAAGUCAAAACACUGCAACGAGACCACGUACCCUAGAGACUACAGAGCUGCGAAGCCCAUCAAGACGUUACGUUCUAAGAACCGUAGACUGCAGCUCACAGCUGCAUUUCGUUUCAUCCCUACAGCGACCCAACGGCAAAUCCGCAUUGAGAAAGCCCUCGAGCGUGCAGUUGAAGUUGUAGGGCGGGUUGCGGCAGAGGGUUGCCAGGUCAUUGUCGUCGCAGACAAAGACGUACUCAGCGGUCGAGAGAAACGCGAUGGCGCUCUCUUGGGGGGUGAAUUUUGCCAUGACUGGGAGAUACAGGACAUGGAAAAGGAUGAUUGCUGGUUUGGCAUUGGGUGA